Molecule: messenger RNA, 353 nt
Organism: Aspergillus alliaceus
Lineage: Eukaryota; Fungi; Ascomycota; Eurotiomycetes; Eurotiales; Aspergillaceae
Exons: 1
Coding region: 15-179 (54 amino acids)
Source: RefSeq, a predicted model, not a curated record
GGCACAUCCAUCGAAUGGAGAUGAGACAACCGGAAUUUAUUGAGAUCAUACAUACAAGAUAUGCACAUACUUUCGGAGAUAGCUCUCAUGCCUGCCUUAGGGGGGUUCACGCAGAGGAGUUUUCGGCUAUUGUAAAAGCUGAAGCUUGGAGAUUCACAUCCUCGAAUAGUCAGGAUUGAAUGUCUUGAUUUUUAACUUUAGCAUCAAGUCUAUAAAUAUAAGGUAGGAGAGUGUGCGUCACCAUGUUUUGCCGCGAGACUGCACGUCACUAUGAUCCGCGAGUUUGAUCCAAGGCAGCAUAUGCCAUGUACGUGACUCUGCCAGAAACGAGCCUACCCGCUGCAUCUAGUGAG